Messenger RNA from Camelina sativa (false flax), 2115 nucleotides. Its product is annotated as cysteine-rich receptor-like protein kinase 8. Lineage: Eukaryota; Viridiplantae; Streptophyta; Magnoliopsida; Brassicales; Brassicaceae. Gene Ontology annotation, molecular function: ATP binding; protein serine/threonine kinase activity. The record is from RefSeq and is a predicted model, not a curated record. Gene Ontology annotation, biological process: defense response to bacterium; protein phosphorylation. Gene Ontology annotation, cellular component: plasma membrane.
CUCAAAUCUUAAGGAAGUCGAAACAUGUCUUCUUUGGUGUCUUUCAUCUCCCUUUUCCUUUUCUCAUUCCUCACUAUCUUCAGAGCUUCUGCUCAAAAUCCUUAUUACAUAUAUCACAAUUGUCCAAAUACGACAACUUACACAAGUAACAGCACUUACUUUACCAAUCUCAGAACCGUUUUGUCAUCUCUUUCUUCCCGUAACGUCCCUUACUCCACCAGAUUCCAAAACGCCACGGUAGGACAAGCCCCCAACAGGGUCACCGGACUUUUCCUUUGCCGCAGAGAUUACUCGCCGGAAGUAUGUCAUAGCUGCGUCACCUUUGCCGUUAACGAAACCUUAACUCGGUGUCCGAACGAGAGAGAGGUCGUGAUCUAUUACGAUGAGUGUAUGCUCAGAUACUCUUACAAGAGUAUACUCUCGACCGUUACGCACGAAGGAAGAUUACUCAUGAUGAACACUAAUAAUAUUUCUUCUAUUCAAAAUCAAAUAGACGGGUUCAUAAGUUUUGUGUCGUUCGCGACGAGGAAAGCUUCCAUUGAAGCAGGCAACAGUGCAAGAAAAUUCUCUACGGUAAAGACCGCAUUGACCGCAUACCAGACUUUGUACGGGCUGCUUCAGUGCACUCCUGAUCUUAAAAUACAAGACUGCAUAGACUGUUUGCAAAGUUGCAUCGAUGGAAUGGAGCUUAAAAAAAUUGGAGGAAGACUUUUCUGGCCGAGUUGUAGUGUAAGGUACGAACUUUACCCGUUCUACAACGAGAGCGCCAUCCAAACACCACCACCCCCACCGUUGGGCUCUUCGGUGGCUACUCCUCCGAUGAAAUCACCUUCAUCAUCUGGGAAGGGUCUGAAUUCAAAAUCAAGGCUUUUGUUAGUGGUAGCCAUUGUUAUACUUAUUAUAGCGGCUGUUCUACUUUCAAUAGCUGGUUAUUGUUUCCUUGCAAAAAGGAAAAAGAAGACUUAUGACACAGCACCUCCAUCUGAUUCUGAGGUAGGAGAUGAUAUGAAAGCCGCAGACUCACUACAGCUAGACUAUAGAACAAUCCAAACUGCAACAAAUAAUUUUGCAGAAGGAAAUAAGAUUGGUAAAGGUGGAUUUGGCGAGGUUUACAAGGGUACAUUUUCAAAUGGGAAAGAAGUUGCGGUGAAGAGAUUGUCGAAAAACUCAAGACAAGGUGAAGCAGAGUUCAAGACCGAGGUUGUUGUAGUUGCAAAGCUUCAGCACAGAAAUUUAGUUAGGCUUCUAGGGUUUUCGCUACAAGGAGACGAAAGGAUAUUGGUGUACGAGUAUAUGCCAAACAAAAGCCUUGAUUAUUUACUCUUUGAACCUACAAAGCAAGUUCAGCUGGACUGGACACAACGAUACAAGAUCAUUGGAGGAAUUGCUCGAGGGAUUCUAUAUCUCCAUGAAGAUUCACAGCUCAAAAUUAUACACCGUGACCUUAAAGCGAGUAACAUUCUCCUAGAUGUGGAUAUAAAUCCAAAAAUUGCAGAUUUUGGAAUGGCUAGGAUCUUCGGAUUGGACCAGACACAGGAUAACACAAGCAGAAUAGUUGGUACCUACGGUUACAUGUCUCCUGAAUAUGCGAUGCAUGGCCAAUUCUCAAUGAAAUCUGAUGUCUAUAGCUUUGGCGUGUUAGUUCUUGAGAUUAUAAGUGGUAGGAAGAAUAGCAGCUUCGGCGAGGCAGACGGCGCACAAGACUUGCUCACACAUGCUUGGAGGCUCUGGAAUAACAAAGCAGCAUUAGCCCUCGUGGAUCCACUUAUAGUAGAUAGUUGCCAUAAUAGUGAAGUGGUUCGAUGCAUCCAUAUCGGUCUUUUAUGUGUUCAAGAAGAUCCUGUAAAGCGUCCAACAAUAUCAACCAUUUUCAUGAUGCUCACUAGUAAUACUGUGACUCUACCACUGCCUCGACAGCCAGGGUUUUUCAUUCAAGGUAGACCCGAAAAGAACCUGCAUGGUUCAGAUCAAUCUACCACGGACAAGUCAGGCUCUAUUGACGAUUCAUCAAUCACUGAUUUAUAUCCUCGCUAAAUAUGAUGUUAACCUUGAUGCUUGAAGCAUAUAUAUUUACAUAUUUCUAGACUUGAUCAACCUUGUUUAUUGUUUAGUUUC